Molecule: messenger RNA, 1589 nt
Organism: Quercus lobata
Lineage: Eukaryota; Viridiplantae; Streptophyta; Magnoliopsida; Fagales; Fagaceae
Product: queuine tRNA-ribosyltransferase accessory subunit 2-like
Exons: 10
Coding region: 151-1344 (397 amino acids)
Source: RefSeq, a predicted model, not a curated record
AAAAACAGAACAGAACAAAGGGUUUGAUUUUAGGAGCAAAACCCAACGUUUUUCUUCCACAGCUUUCCCCAAAAAAGAAAAGGACUUUGUUGUCUCCCUCAAGUACAAGACACAGAGAGAGAGAGAGAGAGAGAGAGAGAGAGAGAGGGCAUGAAGUUUGCAGUGAAAGCAUGGAGCAAUGGAAGUGCAAGGGCAGGGGUUGUCCAGUUGGGCAACUUUCCACACCCAAUAGAGACACCUUGUCUUCUUCUUUCCACACGUAAAGGGCUGCCCUUUUUCAUCUCCCCUGACCUCCUUCCCUCUCUUCCUUCCCCUGACUCUCACCUCCUCCAAGUUUGCCCACUUCACUUCUUGGAAGGCCUUUCACCAAAAACAAUAUCAAAUAGUGGAGGACUUCAUCAAAUGCUUGGUCUGCAUGAUUAUGGACUUGCAGCUGUAUCAAGAGAUUCUAUUCAAUGCCUUCCAGAAUAUAACAGCACGAACAAAGUUGGAGCGUCGUUCGAGACUCCUUGCGGGCGUCUUUUGAUCAAACCUGUAGAAUACAUGGAAUUGAUUUCUUCCAUGAGGCCGAACAUAUGGGCCACUUUAGCUGAUGAAGUGCCUACAUGGGUAUCCGACAAGAGAAACAGGACAUCAGUGGAUAGAACUGUGAGAUGGCUUGAUGACUGCAUUGCAUUAAGUCCAGCAGGCGGAGCUGUAUUUGGAGCCAUUGUUGGAGGUUCUAAUGUAGAAGAACGCCGCCGAUGUGCACAAGAGGUAGCCAAGCGAAAUGUAUCAGGUUACUGGAUUGGAGGCUUUGGGCUAGGAGAGAGCAGGGAUGAGCGCCCUGCUCUCCUUAAUACUAUUACUGAUAUUUUACCAGAGGAAAAGCCGCGCCUGAUAUGUGGGCUUGGACUUCCAGAGGAGGUCUUGCAGGGGGUUGCUUCAGGCAUUGACCUUUUUGAUUCAGUGUAUAUAUAUCACCUUACCCUUGGAGGCUUUGCACUUACCUUUCCGUUGAAUGGAGUUGAUGAAAAUGAAUCUAAUUUUCAGCUGAGUGAUAUUGGAAGUGACCGGACAAAGAUUAAUUUAAGGGCAACUGUUUAUAGGAAAGAUACUUCACCAAUCGUUGAAGGAUGUUGCUGCUAUACAUGCCAGAACCAUACUAAAGCAUACAUUAAUCACCUGAUCAAUGUUCACGAAAUGCUGGCUCAGACACUAAUAGAAAUACACAACACACACCAUUAUCUGGGAUUCUUCCGUGCAAUAAGAGAAGCAAUUAAGACAGGAAACUUUGAGCAAUUUCACCGACAGUUUAUUGAGGGAAGGCGUAAUUGUGUUGCGGUGGCGGCUGUGCAUGCAUGAGUAUUUUUUUGUUAAAAGGUAAAUAGGAGGGAUCAAAUCCCAGAUAUUAACCCAUGAAGGGCAACGAGGCAAGUCAAUAGGCCAGACAGCCAUCGGCAAUCAUGCAUUAGUUCUAGUACAAUAUAGUUAUCUUUGAAGAUGGUUCCUUUUUAUGAGUGUAAUAGUUCAACUAAAUUAUGUAAUGGCUUGGAAAAGAAAAGAUAUGUACUGUUUAUCAAUCUGAUAACCCCUUGACAUUUGGUUGA